This is a messenger RNA of Penicillium cataractarum, 1611 nucleotides long. RefSeq lists its product as uncharacterized. Gene Ontology annotation, biological process: mitotic G2 DNA damage checkpoint signaling; protein phosphorylation. Gene Ontology annotation, cellular component: cytoplasm; site of double-strand break; nucleus. Bases 1 to 1611 code for a protein of 536 amino acids. Lineage: Eukaryota; Fungi; Ascomycota; Eurotiomycetes; Eurotiales; Aspergillaceae. The record is from RefSeq and is a predicted model, not a curated record. The transcript has 2 exons. Gene Ontology annotation, molecular function: ATP binding; protein kinase activity.
AUGCAGCACUCCCAGCUGGCUCCGCUGCCCACCAAUGUGCCCUUUCGCAUUGUCUCCAAAACAAUCGGCCAGGGCGCGUAUGCUUGUAUUAAAAAGGCCGCCCCUCUCGACGCCGAUAAUCCCAUCUUCGCUGUGAAGUACAUCCACAAGGACUACGCCGCGCGCCAUGGCAAGAUCAGUGCAAGGCAACUUUCGCUCGAGGUAACGGUACACCGACACGUCACAGGCCACAACAACAUCAUCAGUUUUUACCAAACUGGUGAGGAUGAGAUUUGGCGAUGGAUCGCAAUGGAAUUGGCCGAGGGUGGGGAUCUGUUCGACAAGAUCGAGGCGGAUGAGGGUGUAGGAGAGGAUAUUGCUCACGUCUACUUCUCACAAUUGAUCAGUGCGGUGAGCUUCAUGCACUCCAAGGGUGUGGGUCAUCGGGACAUCAAGCCGGAGAACAUGCUCUUGACCAGUGAUGGAAAUCUGAAGAUUGCCGACUUUGGUCUGGCAGCGCUGUUCGAGUACAAGGGCACGAGGAAGCUCUCAACCACGUUUUGUGGGAGUCCACCUUAUAUUGCUCCCGAGGUCAUUACCUGCAGUACUCGGGGUCAGAACAAGGGAUCAGGAUACCAUCCGGAUUUGGUCGAUAUUUGGUCAUGCGGCAUUGUCCUCUUUGUCCUUCUUGCCGGUAAUACCCCAUGGGACAGUCCAACGGACGAUAGUUACGAAUUCCACGAAUACCUUACGACGAAUGCACGACCCACUGACGAGCUAUGGCAGAAGCUGCCCUCUGCCACUUUAUCCCUACUCCGCGGUAUGUUGACGGUCGAUCCCAAGUGUCGCUUCUCGCUGGAAGAUGUGAGAAGACACCCCUGGUAUACUCGAUCGAACAAAUACCUAUCACGCGACGGGACAAAAUUAAAGGAUCCUGUCAAUCUUGCCACUUCAAUGUUCGAAUCUCUCCACAUCGACUUGAGCCAAGAUCCUCUAUCUCAGAAACGGCCGGGGGCCAGCCGGAGUGACCCCAUGGAUGUGGAUAUGCACGACCAAGGAGUCAAUGCAUCCGGAGGCAUGUCUUCCACCCAACCAGAGAUGGCAGGUGGUAACAUGGUCAUGGAUUGGCACACUCCACACCUGGCUGGGGAGUACUACUCUACACAGCCCGCAGACAAGCCAUUUUCGUCCCAAGAAGCCGAGAUGUCGGCCCAUCUGGAAGACGAGCCUUCCAUGUCCCAAUUCUCUCAGAGGCCUUCUGUGCCCUUGAGUCGGACUCAGAAUGCCAAGGUAUUCCAAGAUAUCAUUCCACCUCGCUCACUGACGCGUUUCUAUUCUGCAUGGGAGUUGAAAUUAUUGGUCCCGUUGAUCUGUGAAGCUCUUCACCGACUCGGAGUACCAGUUCCUUCAGUCCCUGCCGUCACCUCUGGAGAUACCUCUGCCAUGAUUCGGGUGAUUGCCAAAGACGGUAGAAUGUGUUCACUCCAAGGCAAGGUUCACAUCGAGUGUGUCUCCGAGGGCCUCUUUGAAGUCGAGUUUGUGAAAAUCAAGGGUGAUCCCUUAGAGUGGCGUCGGUUCUUCAAGAAAGUGGCUAUCCUCUGUAAGGACGCUGUUUUCAAGCCGGACGAAUAG